CUAUUCCAUUAUCUAGGAGCUCUUUGAAGCCUUACUGCCCCUAUUGCGACAACAGUAAGCACUCUCUCAAUAACUGCAGCAACUUUAAGCAACUUACUAAAGACCAGAAACAAAGCUGGAUCAAAGAAAAUAAUAGAUGCUGGCGUUGUGGCAGAACACAUAAAUCUGCAGAUUGCAACCUGAAGAUGCGUUGCAGACAGUGCAGCAGCCGACACCUUAUGGCACUGCAUGAAAUCAGUGUUGGAAGGCCUGAAAACCCAAAGCUCACUCAGGAUGAAUCUGCAGACCCAAAGACUUGUCUGUUGAACACAAUGCAGGAGAUUCUCCUUGUUCAUAAACCACCAACUAGUAGGAAAGUCCUACUUAAAAUCUGCCGGGUGAUUCUCAGUAAUGGAAGCAAAAAGAUGAAUGCCUAUGCAAUUCAGGAUGAUGGAUCUGAGAGAACCAUAAUCCUCCAUAGUGCAGCUCAACAACUUGGCCUAACUGGUCAGCCUGAAGAACUCCCACUUCGAACUAUUCGACAAGAGUUGCAAGUCCUCAAAGGGGCAGCUGUUUCAUUUACCGUCUCACCCAUUGCUCAGCCUACUAAACGGUUUCACAUCACUAGUGCCUUCACUGCUCAGCAGCUAAGUUUGGCAGAACACUCACAUCCAGUGAAAAGUCUGAAGGAGAGAUAUCGGCACCUUAAAGGACUUCCACUCCAAGAAUUCAAAGCCGUCUGCCCUGUAUUGCUCAUUGGGUCAGACUAUCCCCACCUGAUCACCCCAGUGGAACCAGUCAGGCUAGGGCCACAUGGGGGACCAGCUGCUAUAAAAACUCGUCUUGGUUGGACCUUGCAGGGUCCAGUCCAACACAUGCCGAAAGACGUGACAGAACAGCAUUGUCUUUUCACUUCAGUCACAUCCUCAGAAUCUGAUCUCUACAAGCAAGUAGAGAAAUUAUGGCAAAUGGAUGUAUUGCCAUGGCGCAGCGACAAGGCUUGCAUCAGAUCCAGACAGGACCAGGAGGCUGUGGAACUUCUGGAAAAGAGAACAAUAAGGGUUGAGAUGGAUGGAGUGAAACGAUAUGCAACACCCCUCUUGCGUGUCAAGAAUAUGCCUGAACUCAAGGCACCAAAGGAGGCUGUUUUGUCACAACUGAGAUCCACUGAACGGAGACUGGCUAAAAAUCCACAGCAAGCAGCCGCCUACAUCACAGAGAUUGCAAAACUGGAAAAAUCAGGUUAUGUUAAGAGAGUGCCACCAAACGCUGUGACAAACACCCCCUGCUCCUGGUACAUCCCACACCAUAUGGUGGAACACAAUGGCAAAAAUCGCAUUGUUUUCAACUGUUCAUUCCAGUAUCACGGUCAAAACCUCAACGAACUUCUGCUUCCGGGGCCUGUGUUGGGGCCAUCUCUUCUUGCUGUUCUCCUCAGAUUUAGAGAACAUUCUGUUGCGGUCAGCAGUGAUAUCAAGGGAAUGUUUCACCAAGUUAGACUGCUUCCAGAGGACAAACCCCUUUUGCGCUUUCUCUGGAGAGAGCUAAAUGUCCAGGAGCAACCCACUGUGUACGAAUGGCAGGUUCUCCCCUUCGGCACUACUUGCAGCCCCUGCUGCGCCAUAUUUGCACUGCAAAAACACAUUCUUGAUCAUAGUCAGCCCGGGGAUGAUGUUCAGAAUUCAGUACUGAAAUCCUUUUAUGUAGACAACUGCCUACAAAGUUUCACUUCAGCUGAAGCAGCAAAGAAAUUCGUGGACAGAAUUAAGAAUCAACUGGCAGAUGGAGGUUUCGAGCUAAGACAGUGGUCCAGCAAUAUUCCUUCCACCAUAAACCACCUGCCCCCUGAAUCUAUAUCAAGCAGUGCUGAACUCUGGAUAUCGCAAGGCAAAUCGGACAUUCAGGAAUCAACAUUAGGGCUCCUCUGGAAUCAUCAGUCUGACACACUCUCCUACAAAUAUCGUGCCAAAGAUAGUAGAGAGACUACAAUGCGUAAUAUAUAUAGAAUACUGGCCAGUCAGUAUGACCCAUUGGGCUACCUCAUUCCUUACACCACUCGUGCCAAGAUUCUUGUACAACAACUGUGGGAUAAAAAACGGGAUUGGGACGAUCCACAUUUGCCUACAGAUCUGCUACAAACAUGGACUGAGUGGGAGGCAGAGUUACCAGCUCUACAAAACAUUGUCAUUCCUCGAUGUUACUGUAGUGCCAACAAAGACACAGAAACGAGCCUAAGAGAUAUGCAUGUUUUCUGUGAUGCCUCUGAACGUGCUUAUGGCUCGGUGGCAUACCUUCGAACAGAGGACCAGUAUGGACAAGUGGAGGUGGCAUUCCUAACCGCCAGAUCUCGUGUAGCACCAAAAAAACAACAAUCUAUCCCCAGACUGGAGUUGUGCGCUGCACUGACUGGAGCUCAACUCUCCAAAGUACUCUUAACUGAACUGAACCUGCCCAUUCGCCACACAAUCUUGUGGACCGACUCCACAACAGUACUGGCAUGGUUACAGUCUGAAUCAUGUCGAUUCAAAGUAUUUGUUGGUACUCGGGUUGCAGAGAUCCAGGAGCUAACUGAGCAACACUCCUGGCGAUAUGUACCCUCCACCAGCAAUCCAGCUGACGACAUCACUCGGGGAAAGAGUCUCUGCGAGCUCAACUUGGAAAGUUGCUGGUACCAAGGACCACAUUUCCUAAAAGAUCCGGCUAAUCAGUGGCCCGAAUGUCCUAGUCCUAAGGAAAUAGACAGAGACGAACUACGCAAAACUGGUACACAUGUACAGGUCUGCUUCGCAUCAUCAGAUUACAGCCAGUUUAAGACCCUGGAGGAACUAAUUGAUUUCACAGCUCUUCAAGGGGCGGCCAAUGGUAACCCCACAGCCAGUGACUAUAGGCGUGCUGAGAUUGAUGUCCUGCAAAAAUCCCAACAAGAAUCCUUCCCAUCAGACCUGACCCAGUUAAAGGCUGGUAAAUCACUUUCCAGCAAUAGCAAGCUAAGAGCCCUGACGCCUGAACUUGAUAUCGAAACUAAUUUAAUCAGAGUUGGCGGACGUCUACGACAUAGUCCAUAUCUGGGACCUGAUAAUAUGCACCCCAUCAUCUUGGAUCCAAGACACCCGACAACCAAGCUUAUAAUUCAAAGUUACGAUUCAAAACUUCGUCAUCCAGGUCCAGAGAGAUUGUUUGCCGAAAUCCGCCGGAAAUACUGGAUCCUGCGUGGUAGAGAGGCCAUCAAGCACUUACAACGAGAAUGUUUACAUUGCCAAAAAUGGAGGAAGAAACCAGAAGUACCUAGAAUGGCCGACCUUCCUCCAGCAAGAUUGCGGCUCUUUAAGCCGGCCUUCCACUCUACUGGCAUGGACUGUUUUGGGCCUUAUACUGUCAAAACGGGGCGACGCAAUGAAAAGAAAUGGGGAAUAAUAUUCAAAUGUCUUACCACUAGAGCAGUGUACAUUGAUAUACUUCACAGUCUGGAAACCGAUUCCUUCCUUAUGGCUCUCAGGCGAUUCACAGCUCGACGAGGAAAGCCACAGGAGCUCUUAUCUGAUCAGGGAACCAACUUUAGAGGUGGUGAGAGAGAGCUGAAGGAAGCUUUCACAGCUCUUGCCCCUGAUCUGCAGAGUCAACUCGCCAAACAGCAAAUUGAAUUUCAUUUCAACCCUCCUAAUUCACCCCACUUUGGAGGUUGUUGGGAGCGAGAAAUUCGCUCUUUGAAGAAUGCCUUGAUGGUCACGCUUGGAAAUCAGUCAGUGACCUUUGAAGUUCUUCAAACAGUGCUGGCAGAAAUUGAAGGAAUUCUGAACUCCAAACCAUUGGGAUAUACCUCAUCUGAUGCUUCCGACUCUAAUCCCAUUACUCCAAAUUGUCUCUUAAUGGGGCGGCUGGAUGCCUCACUCCCCCUGACAGUGUACCCCCAGUCAGAACUGGUCAGUAGACGUCGAUGGCGCCAUAGUCAGAUCCUUGCGGACCAAUUCUGGAGACACUACAUCAAAUUCUACCUCCCUGGUCUUCAAAGCCGCCAGAAAUGGCAAAAUGAUACUCCAGACACUCAAGUUGGCUCUACAGUGCUGAUAGUUGACCCACAACUACCAAGAUCACUCUGGCCUGUAGGAAAAGUGGUAGACGUACACCCUGGAGCCGAUACUAGAGUGAGGACAGCCAAAGUUCAGGUGGGAAAAAAGACUUACACACGACCAGUAGCCCGCCUCAUACAACUACCUGCUAUUCCAGAUUAAAUUAAGCUUAAAUCCCACAACAGUAUAAAGCCUUUUUUGUGUGUGUACAUAUUUCUUACAUAAAUAUGGGGGCGGCUGUAAAAAAGGCUGCAGCUUAUAAGUGCAAUUCUAACCUCUGUCUUUUGUCCUUUAUGAUGAGGCACCCCGCAUACACCAGAACACGUUACCUGAGCCAAUCAGCGUCCAGGAUCUGUGACUACGCAAUCUUCCCCACCCAAACAGAUUUUUAGUUUCUAGUGUAGCGAGACACAUAGACGGAUGCUAAAGUUUGCGAGGAAUAGAUCACGGACUGUUUUCAUCAUUGUUUGUCAGCGGUUGCCACAAGUGUUGUGCGUGAAUGCAGAAAAAAACCACAACACAAGUGUCAUAAGUCAAGUCUGUUGAGUGGUGACAAUAAAUGGGUUGUUCACACAAA
Molecule: messenger RNA, 4623 nt
Organism: Danio rerio (zebrafish)
Lineage: Eukaryota; Metazoa; Chordata; Actinopteri; Cypriniformes; Danionidae
Source: RefSeq, a predicted model, not a curated record